This is a messenger RNA of Dentiscutata erythropus, 540 nucleotides long. The record is from the annotation of a GenBank genome assembly. Lineage: Eukaryota; Fungi; Glomeromycota; Glomeromycetes; Diversisporales; Gigasporaceae.
AUGGCUUUGAGACCACCGACUAACCCAAGUUGGGAAGCGGUUAAAAAACUUGCUGGAAAAAAGAUAGAAGUAAAAGGCCACGAUAAUAGUAUAAAGGAAGUUAUAUUCGAAACGGAAGAAAUUCCAGUUGCAUAUGAACCAAUAUUGAAUAAAGUUCCCGAAUUUCAUCAAAAUAUCGAAAAAAACUACAAAUAUUAUAUUCAUGUCGGGCAUGGACACGACGGCGUGAUUAAUAUCGAAACUCUGGCACACAAAAAAGGAUAUUAUUUAAAAGAUAAUCUUCUUCAAACACCAGAAGGAGGUGUUUGCCCAGCUUAUGAUCCAGAAGAAGUAAAAACCAGUUGCGAUGUGAAAUGUUUGGUGGAAUAUCUCUGUAAUCAAAAAGGAUGGGGACAAAUUUAUCCAAAUGAUGAUGCUGGAAGAUACCUUUGUGAAUAUACGUUUUAUGUUUCAUUAUGUGAAAAUAUUAAAAAAAUCAAAUCCUGGAACGGUAUUAUUUGUUCAUGUCCCAAAAGAAGGUCAUCCUUAUUCAAUAGAUGA